GUCAUGUCCACAGUACAAUCGAUUUGGUUAAAUGAGACAUUCUUAACUCGUCUGCUACAGCAAAAUGUAAAAGGUUUUCGCAAAAUUUCAAAUUUCAAUUGCCAAUGGAGGAACCCACGUAACUUUUCCUACUCCAUUAAAAUCGAAAUUCAGUUAGAAGAUGGAAAAUUACGAACAGGUCAAUACGUGCUCAAGGCUCAACCGUCUGAGGAAAUGAAUAGUUCAGACGCAUUAACUAGAGAAUUUUUCAUGUAUACCGAGUUGACGCCAGCCUUUGAGCAGCUCUAUGCAAAAGUUUUUAGGGACGUUAAAUUUUCACAAACUGUACAAUCAUUUUACCAGGGAUUAAAUGAAGGAUCUAUAAAAGAAUGUAUUCUAUUAGAAGACGCACUUUCAAAGGGUUACCGGAAUGCCAGCAGCCCUGAGGGGCUUGAUGUUAUGCACAUUGAAUCUGCUUUGAAAAAACUGGCUGCUUUCCAUGCAGCAUCUGCUGUUUAUGCAUCCAAUCAUCACGUCGCUUUAUUUAGACAGUUUAGACAACGUUUUCAAACUAGCACUUCUGACCAGAACCAUGGAAGCGCUUUGCUCAUUGAGCGCGAUGUAGUACUAAAUCGUAAAUUUAUUGAAGGACUUCGCUUUUACGACAUGCGUGAAUACCAGGAUAAGAUUAGGUCUUUCGCAAAAUCCCUCGAGCAGCAGAAGCAGUUAAGCGCUCCUUAUGAUGUCAGCGACUUCAAUGUUCUAUUGUACGGCAAUUGUUGGCCAAACAAUUUUCUCUUCAGCUACGACGCUUUUGGCAAUAUAAAAGAUGUAUUAUUCACUAACUUUACAAACUGUCAGUGGGGCUCACCUGCGAUUGACCUGCUCGCUCUGCUGCUAUCAGCUUGCUUGGCAAAUAAGAUAAGCAAAUUUGAUUAUUUCGUCAAAGUGUAUCACGAUGAGUUGUGCUUAAACUUGAAGUUACUGGGGUAUAAUAAAGACCCGCCAACGUUAACGGGCCUACAUCUGGCUAUAUUAAAGUUCUAUUGGUGGGGUUUUGAAGUGAUCCAAAAAAUUCUGCCAGCUGUGAUGCUGUCGUUUGGCGUUAGCGAGUUCCACUUAAAUGAAGCCAUAAUAUGCAACCAAGAGCUAAAUAGGGUAUUUAUCAAUGAAGCUUAUGCGAAUCCCCGGUAUGCCAAGGAAAUUGCUGUGAUUUUGCCUUGGAUGGAAAAUCGAGGCUUCCUAGAGGAAUGACAGCGAUUUAAUUAUACGGAAUUCCUCUGACUUCUGCAUGAUUUGUGUCUCUGACCAUCGAUUAUAUGAACAUAUAAAGUUAAUAUAUCCCAAACAUGGAGUAAAAACUUUAA
Molecule: messenger RNA, 1346 nt
Organism: Bactrocera tryoni
Lineage: Eukaryota; Metazoa; Arthropoda; Insecta; Diptera; Tephritidae
Exons: 4
Coding region: 4-1233 (409 amino acids)
Source: RefSeq, a predicted model, not a curated record